ACUAAGUAACAGUUUUCCGUCGUACUGAAAGCGGCUCGGAGCUAGUAAUUCGUUAAAGUAUAACUGUUCAAAGGCCGAAGUGAAAAUACAAUGCCGCAUUCUGUAACUUUAGCGUGGAAACCCCUACAGGAUGCCGCUUUAUCAGGGAAUUUAACUCUACUGGAAUCGUUAUUGAAAGGGGGUAAUCCCGAUCCGGUUGACGAAUUAGGCAGAACAGCUUUGAAUUUCAUGUGUUCGCUUCGCAAGUUGAAGGAUAUCGACUUGGAGGUGCUUCAACUUCUUGUCAAGUAUGGAGCCGACGUAAAUAAAGCAGAUAAAGACGAUGACAGCCCGUUGAUGGUUCUGUUUAAUAGCGAAUAUAAUGAAUCUAAAGAUACGGGAAUACGCAUACAGGCAUUGAAAAUACUUUUGGAAAACGGAGCCGAUGUCAAGUGCGUCAACAAUCAGGGUUUAACUAUAUUCAAAAAAAUUAUUCUUUGUGAUCCAACAAAUCAAGACACUGCUGAGGCACUUAAACUGCUUUUGGAAAACGGCGCUGAUCCAAACAUGAAGGUUGAUGAAUCAGGCAACACAGCUCUUAAUUUAAUAUGCAAUCAGUCCAAGUUUACAAGGGUCCACUUGAAAAUGGUUCAAAUUUUUCUACAAUAUGAAGCCGACGUUAAUACCCCAGAUGAAGAGGGUAAUAGUCCGAUGAUGAAUCUGUUUUGUAAAGAAUCGAAUGAUAUGGGAGUACGCAACGAGGCAUUGAAAAUACUUUUGAAAAACGGAGCCGAUGUCACGCAUGUCAAUCAUGAGGGUUUAACUAUAUUCAAAAAAAUUAUUCAUUGUAAUCCAGCAAAUCUAGAUACUGCUGAGGCACUUGAACUGCUUUUGGAAAACGGCGCCGAUCCAAACAUGAAAGUUGACGAAUUAGGCAACACAGCUCUUAAUUUAAUAUGCAAUGAAUCCAAGCUUACAAGAGCCCACUUGAAAAUGAUUCAAAUUCUUCUAAAAUAUAAAGCCGACGUUAAUAUCCAAGAUAAAUGCAAUUUCAGUCCCAUAAUGAGUUUAUUUCUAGCGGCAAAAGAUUACGAAUUGCGCUUGGAAGUUUUCAAGCUAUUACUGGAACACGGAGCAGAUCUCACACUUGUCGACCAAAGGGGUAAUACAAUAUUACAUAUCAUCUUUUACAGCAAUGCAUCAAAAAAUCCAUGCAUUGUAGAAGCAGUUGAAUUGCUGUUAAAACGAGGAGCUGACGCAAAUAUCGAAAAUAAAAAUGGUCAAUCUGCAUUCAAUGUUGCUGUGAAAGACUUGAAACACCCAAAAAUAAUCGAACUACUUUCAAAGCAAAUGUGACGAUCCAAAUGGGAUGGUUGGACUUCCACUCGUGGAUUUGUAAAAUUUGUAGUUUCGUUAAAAAAUGAAGUCAUUAAGUUUUUAGGCACUAGGACUUAGUAUCUGUAUGUAAAGUAGUUAUAAAAUUUAAAAUCCGACAUUAAUGUAAUGGUUAUACGUAAGUUAAUUUUUGUAAACGAGUAAAAUGAAAAUAUCGAAAAGUUCAGCAGUCUCUUAUGUGAAAUCGUUCAUAAGCGUAGACGACAAGUCACAAUGAAAAUUGACAUAAAUUAUUAAAAAAAUAUCAUACAUUUCCAUUCAA
Molecule: messenger RNA, 1636 nt
Organism: Trichogramma pretiosum
Lineage: Eukaryota; Metazoa; Arthropoda; Insecta; Hymenoptera; Trichogrammatidae
Product: serine/threonine-protein phosphatase 6 regulatory ankyrin repeat subunit A-like
Exons: 1
Coding region: 91-1335 (414 amino acids)
Cellular component (GO): nucleus; cytoplasm
Molecular function (GO): protein binding
Source: RefSeq, a predicted model, not a curated record